AUCCAAACAUAAUUGCUAUGGGUUUUCCUGCGGAGAGGCUUGAAGGAGUGUACCGGAACAACAUUGACGAUGUAGUAAGGUUUUUGGAUUCAAAGCAUAAAAACCAUUACAAGAUAUACAAUCUAUGUGCUGAAAGGCAUUACGACACCGCCAAAUUUAACUGCAGAGUUGCACAGUACCCUUUUGAAGACCAUAACCCACCACAGUUAGAGCUUAUCAAACCUUUUUGUGAAGAUCUUGACCAAUGGCUAAGUGAAGAUGACAAUCACGUUGCAGCAAUCCACUGUAAAGCUGGAAAGGGACGAACUGGUGUAAUGAUAUGUGCAUAUUUGUUGCAUCGAGGCAAGUUUUUAAAGGCUCAAGAAGCCCUAGAUUUCUAUGGGGAAGUGAGGACCAGAGACAAGAAGGGAGUGACGAUUCCCAGUCAGAGACGCUAUGUAUACUACUAUAGCUACCUGUUAAAGAAUCACCUGGAUUACAGACCAGUGGCACUGCUGUUUCACAAGAUGAUGUUUGAAACAAUUCCAAUGUUCAGCAGCGGAACUUGCAAUCCUCAGUUUGUGGUGUACCAGCUAAAGGUAAAGAUAUUCACCUCCCCUUCAGGACCCUCAAGACGUGAAGACAAGUAUAUGUACUUUGAAUUCCCUCAACCUUUGCCGGUAUGCGGUGAUAUCAAAGUGGAAUUUUUCCACAAACAGAACAAGAUGUUGAAAAAGGACAAAAUGUUUCACUUUUGGGUAAAUACAUUCUUCAUAGGACUGGAUGAAAAUUCAGACAAAGUAGAAAAUGGAAGUCUAGUUGCAGAUCAGGAACUUGAUGGUAUUUUCAGUACAGAGCGCUCAGAUAACGAUAAGGAAUAUUUAAUCCUUACGUUAACAAAAAACGAUCUAGACAAAGCAAAUAAAGACAAAGCCAACAGAUAUUUCUCUCCAAACUUCAAGGUGAAGCUAUUUUUCACAAAAACAGUAGAAGAACCAUCAAACCCCGAGGCUAGCAGUUCAACUUCUGUAACACCAGAUGUUAGUGACAAUGAACCUGAUCAUUAUAGAUACUCUGACACCACUGACUCUGAUCCAGAGAAUGAACCUUUUGAUGAAGAUCAGCAUACGCAGAUUACAAAAGUCUGAAUAUUUUUUUUAUCGGAGAUAAAAAAGAA
This is a messenger RNA of Apaloderma vittatum (bar-tailed trogon), 1156 nucleotides long. RefSeq names its product phosphatase and tensin homolog (gene PTEN). Gene Ontology annotation, biological process: cell motility; phosphatidylinositol dephosphorylation; protein dephosphorylation. The coding region runs from base 18 to 1127 and encodes 369 amino acids. Gene Ontology annotation, molecular function: phosphatidylinositol-3,4-bisphosphate 3-phosphatase activity; phosphatidylinositol-3,4,5-trisphosphate 3-phosphatase activity; inositol-1,3,4,5-tetrakisphosphate 3-phosphatase activity. The record is from RefSeq and is a predicted model, not a curated record. Gene Ontology annotation, cellular component: plasma membrane; cell projection; cytosol. Lineage: Eukaryota; Metazoa; Chordata; Aves; Trogoniformes; Trogonidae. The transcript has 8 exons.